CCCCACAGCGGCCGUUUCCUGGCAGCGUCCGGAUCGCGCGGCUUUGAAGAGGAUUCCAUUCUUGUGACCCACAGCAGUCAUUCUCCUGAAGAAAAUCGAGUUUCCUGUACCACCACCCCCACCAAAAUCCAUGGAGAAGUUUGUAUCAGACAGGCCCGUGUCUAAGAAUGAAAUCCCUACUCUUCCUUCCCAGAAGAAGCCAGAUACAAACUCAUGCCCUCAUGCACCUGCCAAUUAUCUUGUCCCUGGUGGGGUGGACGCUGAGAAAUGCAAGGCUAACGAGAAGGAAAGGCACUGGAUCCGUCCUGAUACACCCAGCAAAUGCACCUGGAAACUUGGGAAACCCCUCUCUGCCUCCCCCCAUCAUCAUGCCACCCUGCCAGAGCCUCCGAAGAUCCUGCCAAACAUCCUGAAUAAAGUUGGCAAUACACCUUUGGUGCGGAUCAACAAGAUUGGGAAGCACUUCGGGCUCAAGUGUGAACUCUUGGCCAAGUGUGAGUACUUCAACGCCGGGGGCAGCGUGAAGGACCGCAUCAGCCUCAGGAUGGUGGAGGAUGCAGAGAGAGCUGGGAUCCUGAAACCUGGGGACACCAUCAUAGAGCCAACCUCUGGGAACACAGGGAUCGGGCUGGCCUUGGCGGCGGCAGUGAAGGGUUACCGCUGCAUCAUCGUCAUGCCAGAGAAAAUGAGCAUGGAGAAGGUGGAUGUCCUGAGAGCUCUGGGUGCUGAGAUUGUGAGGACCCCAACUACAGCCAGAUUUGAUUCUCCUGAAUCUCACGUGGGGGUGGCCUGGAGAUUGAAGAAUGAAAUCCCCAAUGCACACAUCCUGGACCAGUACCGCAAUGCCAGCAACCCCCUGACGCACUACGACACCACAGCUGAGGAGAUCCUGCAGCAGUGUGAUGGAAAGGUGGACAUGGUGGUGGCCACGGCUGGCACAGGAGGUACCAUCACUGGCAUCUCCAGGAAGCUGAAGGAGAAGUGUCCAGGGUGCAAAAUUAUAGGUGUGGAUCCUGAAGGCUCCAUCCUUGCUGAACCAGAAGAACUGAACAAGACUGACAAGACAAUGUAUGAAGUGGAAGGAAUUGGAUAUGAUUUUGUCCCCACGGUGUUGGAUAGAUCUGUAGUGGACCAGUGGUACAAGAGCAAUGAUGAGGAGUCAUUUGCCUUAGCACGGAUGAUGAUCCGCGAGGAGGGGCUGCUGUGUGGUGGCAGCUCGGGCAGUGCCAUGUCUGUGGCUGUGAAGGCAGCCAAGGAGCUGAAGGAGGGUCAGCGCUGCGUUGUCAUCUGCCCUGACUCCAUCAGGAACUACAUGUCCAAGUUCUUGAGUGACAAAUGGAUGAUUCAGAAAGGGUUCAUGAAAGAAGAAGACUUUGGCAACAAACCUUGGUGGUGGAACAUCAGUGUUCAGGAACUGAGGCUCUCUGCCCCCCUGACUGUGCUUCCAACUGUUACCUGUGCAAAGACCGUGGAAAUUCUCCGGGAGAAGGGAUUCGACCAGGUACCAGUUGUUGAUGAAUCUGGGGUGAUCCUGGGCAUGGUUACCCUGGGUAACAUGCUUUCCUCACUGCUUGUUGGAAAAGUUAAGCCUUCUGAUGAAGUCAGAAAAGUAAUCUACAAGCAAUUUCAACAGAUUAACCUGAGAGACAACUUGGGGAAACUCUCUCACAUCCUGGAAAUAGACCACUUCGCUCUGGUGGUUCAUGAGCAAAUUCAAUAUCACAUGAAUGGCUCCUCCAGCAAGAGGCAGAUGGUGUUUGGCAUCGUGACAGCCAUCGACCUCCUGAACUUUGUGACCGCACGGGAGCGGGAGAGGAAAUCCAACUAAAGCCAAGCAGCAACGUGGAGCCUCUUCAAUAUUCUGCAAUCUCAAACAAAGAAUCAGGUUUAUGUCUUAAGUAGAAUGGGUUUUUUCUUUUUUUUUUUUUUUUUGUUGGGUUGUUUUUUGUUUGUUUUUUAAUUCUGAAGAGAAGCAGUUAGCUAGCCUGGUGUCAGCUAUCCAGCCAAUGUGUCUUGCUGUAUUGCCCAGAUUCUGGGACUUGUUUCUUAAUCAGGUUAAGCAAUAUUUCUUAUCAAGACAAUUUAUUUUUUUACCUAUAUAUAUAUAUAUAUGUGUGUAAAAAAUAUUGCCUAAAUUAACUGGUUUGUUCCUUACUUGUUAUGUCUAAAGGCUGGCUUUCCAAAAUGUUGUUUCAGAAUCAUAAAAUGUGUUGAAAUAAAGAGUUACUGAAGCAGAGGCCCAAGAGAGCUCUGGAAAGUUCUGGAAUUUUUAUUUUCCCACCCAUUCAAGGGUGUUAAGUUAGGUAUUACCUGUGUGGAGACAAAAUUGGGACUGGGGGGGCAUAGGGAGAAGAAAGGAGGGUUUUUCUUUUGGUAGAAUCAUUGUAAAACAAGAGAAAAUCCUCAGGUCCGAAGCUGAGACUUGCUCCAACCAUCUGCUCUGAGGAAAAGCUGGUCUGAGUAGAAGCAUGGCAGUGAAGUGACAAACAUGAACCAGUGACACUGUUUUACACAGUGCAUCAGCUUCCCCACCAUGACAGACCUAUUCUUUUUCCAGUGGUAUCCUGAUAAGUAAGCACAAGUGGAAAGAUUUAAAAGGUGAGAUCAAGCGUCUUGCCUGAAGGUUUUUUCAAAUCAUGCUGUUUCAUCUCUUGCCUUCCUCUUCCCUCCCCAUCCUUUUAUUUAUCUCAGUGUGCCUUUUUUGUGCCAAAGAAGAGCCAAAGAUAAUCUGUCAAGAGCUGUGAACUCUUCCAAGUCUUGUUCAGGUACUUCUACCCUGUAGUGCCUUAUUCUAGGAGAAAAGCCCUGCACUGGCUACCCCUUCAGAUUAGGGCUAUUGCUGAAGGAAAAUGAGCCCAUCCUUGCCUUAAACUGUGGUUUGCCAUUAAACUCAUACACUUCUUUAAGAUUUAAGAUAACUUUUCCCAAGACUCUGGAAAAAAACUAUCAAUCUAUACAUGUGCAACUUCAAUAGUAGUUGAAAGGGUUCUAAAGGGUGAUCAAUUUCUUUCUGAAAAGUAACAUUGUAGAUGUCACUGCCGCUAGAUUUUGGCAUUAUUUUGAAUAUUUACUUUACUGGCUCUUAUCUGAUUUUCUUUUCCCCAUUUUCCAUCUGACAUUCGCGGUGCUUGAGUAGCUAAGGUUUGUCCUUUUCCCUUGUAAAAACUCCAUGUCAUGACCUAACUGAAUUCAGCAAGAAAUACAAAAAUGGUAGAAGGAGGUUCUCAAAGCUGCUUUUCAGAGAGGAGUUAAAGGUGGGACAGCAAAUUAAUCAGUUAUAAAGAAGUGUAAAGAUUUGAAUUUGUUUUUUUAGUUCACUGCCCAUGCAUUAAUCCCUGUAGUGCCAUGAAAACUGGCAGUAUUGUGGACUGAGACAUUGGAGGUGGUUAGAAAUGGUGGGGAACAUGGGAUGGGAGUCUAAAGCAUUCCAAGUAAGCCAAAGGAUCUGAAGGAAUUCACCUGCUCCCCUGGGGUUUGCUAAGAGCAGGAGCUGUCUCCAGUUCUGCACUGGCUCAGGGAGAAAAAAGUCUUUCAUAUUCAGGGCAGAAACUUGGUGAGACCAUGGAAUAGGGUAAAUAAAUGGAGUUGCUGCACAACUGAAGAACUUUCCAGAGCUCUUUCCCAUGGCAGGGAUGGAGGCAGCAAAGAGAGGGGGACAGGGAAUCCAGCAGGGCUGAAAUUCCUAUGCAAAAGCUUGUAAAUGUGAUGCCUUUUUGCAUGUCUGAGAACCUCAUUGCUGGCCUGGUCCUGGUUAGUUGUGAUAGGACUGAUUAAAACUGGGCUUAUCUUUGUUUCAAAUGCUCUGAAAGCCAAGAAAGACACUGCAGUUUGUUCGGUCUUCUACCUGAAGCUGAAGGCCAGAGCCUGAACAGAACUGUAUUUUUUUUUUUCUGAAGUGAGUGCCUGCAUCUUCUGUUUACCUUUGCUGCUUAUGCAAGCGCUGACUAAACCUGAAAACUAUUUUGCACAUGGAUAUUUUUAUCAACAAUUUAUGCUGUAUUUGCUUGUCACUGUAAGAGAUUAUAGGUCCUAAUGUUGGCUGUGCAAAAAUACUUUUUAUUUUCUCACCUGAAGACAGCUAUUCAGUAAAAUCGGUACAAUAUUUUGCAAGCAGUUACCAGACAGUGACUUAAGGUUUAUUUUCACGUUGUCAUGUCUAAUGUUAUUUCCCAUUUCUUGUACAAGCUGUGGCUGACUCCAGAACUCUGGCUAGCAGUUUAGCUCCUCAAAGCAGCCAGACCAGCCUCAUCUGCCCACCAAGCUCAUUUCUGAAAACUUUUGCUUGCUGUUAUAAAUCUCACUCAAGGCUCACUGUCUGAAGUUUCCUGACAUUGUCCCUGUUAUCCAACAGCUUUUCUUACUGUGUAGUGUCAACUAAGGGAAAGGAAAGAUUUCUUAUGCUUCAAGGAGCUGGGAAAAAUCAACACUAUGAGCUGUAUUUAUUGCACAGAUAUUCAUGAAUGUACAACACAAAGAGUUCAAUAAAAGCUGUUUGAUUGUGGAACGA
Molecule: messenger RNA, 4507 nt
Organism: Cyanistes caeruleus (blue tit)
Lineage: Eukaryota; Metazoa; Chordata; Aves; Passeriformes; Paridae
Product: cystathionine beta-synthase-like protein
Cellular component (GO): cytoplasm
Molecular function (GO): cystathionine beta-synthase activity
Source: RefSeq, a predicted model, not a curated record